AUGGCAUCCAAUCUCAGGCUGCAUCGAGUGACCACUCUCGAAGAGUUGGAACCGCUAUAUCACAUCGGAGCAGACGCCUUCGGAGAUGACCCAUGUAUGAACUGGUUCUACCCCGGAGGUCGCGACCAUCCCGAGGAUUUUGUUGUGCUAUGGAAGCACAUUCUGCAGAUGGAGUUCUUCGACAAGGGGAAGUUUAUUCUUGCGGCCACGAUCCAAGAUCACGACGAUGACACACGUCCGGGCAGAGUAGUAGGAUUUGCGGUAUGGGAACGAAAUGGGGUUUGCGAUGCGGCCAGAAGCUGGCAGGGAACUAGUCUGUCUAAAAAGCUGAAACGACUAAAUCUCAACCUAAAGAUCGCUUAUACGUUUCAUCUGGACACACCGAAACGAUCCAUAUCCUGGCCAAAGCUGAACCACUAUCAAAACGAGCUCAAGUCAGCUAAAGCUAGUCAACCGACCGAGUCGUGGUACCUAAGCAUCUUGGCCGUCAGCUCAAAGGGCCAGGGCCAAGGCGUCGGAAGGAAGUUACUUCAAUGGGGAAUUGAUCGGUCGGAGGAAGAGCGUAUUCCAACUACUUUGGUAGCAACUAACGCAGGCCUUCAUUUGUAUGAAAGUACGGGGUUUGAACGCACCGGUUGGUUGUUUUUUGAUGAUGAGCGGCAGAAACAAACCAUCAUGCGGAGAGAUACAAGGUUGACUUGA
Aspergillus nomiae NRRL 13137 is the source of this 702-nucleotide messenger RNA. RefSeq names its product GNAT family N-acetyltransferase. NCBI's taxonomy places the organism in Eukaryota, Fungi, Ascomycota, Eurotiomycetes, Eurotiales, Aspergillaceae. Gene Ontology annotation, molecular function: acyltransferase activity, transferring groups other than amino-acyl groups. Bases 1 to 702 code for a protein of 233 amino acids. The transcript has 2 exons. The record is from RefSeq and is a predicted model, not a curated record.